Coffea arabica (coffee) is the source of this 2721-nucleotide messenger RNA. NCBI's taxonomy places the organism in Eukaryota, Viridiplantae, Streptophyta, Magnoliopsida, Gentianales, Rubiaceae. The record is from RefSeq and is a predicted model, not a curated record.
AUGCCGGAUGAUGAAUUUGCCUUACUUAAUAGUGAAGCAGCAGUCAUGUAUAUGUUUGGGAUGUUUAGGGAUGAACCAUACAUUCAUAUCUAUGUUGGAGAGGUAAAUGAUAAUGGGGAUGUAGAAAAUAAUAAUGGGAAUCAGCAAGAUGGUGUUGAAGCUGUAGGUAAUAGCAAUAUAAAUGCUAAUCAGGGAGUUGGGACUGGUAAUGAUGGUUUAGGGGUUGGUGGGGUGAAUGAUAAUGUUGAACCAGAGGUUGAUCAUGAUGUGAAUGAAUCAGAAACAGAAUCUGAUGACUCAUACACACCUGAAAGUGAGCAAUCUUCUGAAUAUGACUCAGAUUUUGAUUAUUUCUUAGAUGGGGACACAUUAAGUGAUAACUGUGAUAUUGGUGAUGAUACUACUGAGGUAACUAGUGGGCUGGAUAGCAAUAUUAACUUAGGACAGUACCAACAAUAUGCUGAAUUAAUUAGUGGUGAUUAUAGAGCCUUUGUUGAGGCUAGGAAAGAGGGUAAGUUUGUUGAGCAUGAAAAUAUUGUUGAUGCUGAAGUACUUGAAACUGCCAUUCAGUCCUCUGAUGAUGAAAAUAGAGAACAAUUUCCUGAAUUUAAUGAGGAAAGAGACAUGGUUGAUCCUAAAAUUGUGGUAGGCCUCAUUUUCCCAACCACACAUGUGUUUAGAAAGGCAAUUCGAAUGUAUUCCAUCCUUAAAGGUUUUGAGUUGAAGUUCCAAAAGAAUGAUAGUAACAAAAUCAUUGCAAUAUGCAAUAGAGAAUGUGGUUGGAGAAUAUAUGCGAGUUAUUAUAGAAAAACUAAAGCAAUGCAGUUGAAGAGCUUGAAAGGUACCCCUCAUAGAUGUCCUUGGUCUUAUAAGAAUGUUAGUGCAAAUUCAAGAUGGUUGGCUGAACACUUCAAAAAGGAAUUGGCUGAUGAUCCUGACUGGAAACUUAAGGGAUUUCGAAAGACAAUUAAAAGAAAGUUCAAAUUAAGAGUUUCUAGAUGGAAGGUGUAUAGGGCCAAGAAACAUGCACAAUCUGAAAUGUUUGGGGAUCAUAAGAAACAAUAUGCCAGACUAAGAGAUUAUUGUGCAACUAUUAUGCUGAAAAAUCCUGGUUCUGCAGCCUAUGUUAUGACAGAAGUUGUUCCAGCAUCUGUCAAUCCCAUAUUUCAGAGAAUGUUUGUUAUGUUUGGGGCACAAAAGGAUGGUUUUAUAAGUGGUUGCAGACCAGUUAUAGGUUUAGAUGCUUGCCAUCUCAAAGGAAGACUUGGGGGACAUCUAAUGCAUGCUGUUGGGAGGGAUGGAAAUAAUCAGAUGUAUCCUAUAGCAAUGGCAUGCGUGGAAUCUGAAUGUAAGGAAAGCUGGCAUUGGUUUCUAGAACUUCUGACUACUCAUAUUGGAUCACCAGUUGACAUGAAUUGGGUGUUCAUUUCUGACAGACAAAAGGGUCUGGUUGAGACAUUUGAUGUGCUGUUUCCUGGGGUGGAACAUAGGUUCUGUGUUAGGCAUAUGUAUGCCAAUUUCAAACUGAGGUUUAAGGACAAGGCACUUAGGGAUAUCAUAUGGGCUGCUGCACGAGCAUAUGAGACAGAUGGAUGGUCACAAAAGAUGAGAGAACUCCAGGUUGCUAAUAGGGAAGCUUAUGACUGGUUGAGUGCUAUUCCAGCUAAUCUUUGGUCAAGGUGCAUGUUCAAUCCAAGAUCAAAAUGUGAUCUUUUGAGUAACAACGUUAGUGAAUCCUUCAACCAGUAUAUUAAAGAGGCAAGGGAGGAGCCAAUUUUAUCUAUGUUUGAAGCAAUUAGAAGACUGAUUAUGUGUAGAUACCAAAAAAAGAGAGAGUUCAUAUCUAAGGUCAAAGGAAAAAUUUGUCCAAGAAUCCAUGAUAAAGUGGAGGAAAUUAAGGCACGAGCAAUGGAAUAUGAAGCUGUUCAAGCUGGUCAAGGCAUAUGGGAGAUCACAGGCUAUGCAGGGCACAAAGUUGUUAAUCUGAAUGCAAGAACUUGUACUUGUAGAGAAUGGGAUAUAACUGGUGUUCCUUGUGUACAUGCAUGUGCAGCAAUUAUAGAUUCUGAUCAAGAACCAGCAGACCUUAUCCAUCCAUAUUAUAGUAUAGAGUACUAUUGUAGAGCUUAUAAGGGUAUGGUAGUUCCUAUUCCAGAAGAGGCUCUAUGGGAUGAAAGUGCCACUCAAACAAGAAGGGGAGGAGGUACAGCCCCUCCAAAAAAUGUUGGUGGAAGACCGAGAACGGUUAAUGUGGACACACAGAAUGUUAAUGUCAAUAUGACUGGUGGCAAUGGAAGGGGUAAUAGAAGGGGCAGAGGUAAUGGUAGGGGAGUGGAAUCCUCAAUUAGAGGUGGGGCAAGAGGGAAAAGAGGGAGAGGUGAAUUUUCAGGAUGUCCUCCACCACUUUCUGGAUUUGGAAAUUGGAAUGGUGUUGGCAUGUCUGAUGGCAGAAAUUUCAUCCCAUCUGAUACGGUGGCAAGGAUGGCCAUGCAAUCUCAUAACACUUCUGAAACCCGGACAGUUCAAAUGUGGACAAAUGACCCCCUGACCGGAGGCUCACAAUUGAGCACUAAUACCAAUGCUAAUGAGGGUAGUAUACCCACUACUCAGAUCCAAAGGCAUUCAACAAGAUUUGGUGAUGUAUUGUUCUCCAGUCAAUCUUCCAGCACUAGGACUCGUGUGCAUCAAGACUCUCAGAUACCACCUAAUGAAGAUGGUUAA